Messenger RNA from Lachancea meyersii CBS 8951, 1008 nucleotides. The record is from the annotation of a GenBank genome assembly. NCBI's taxonomy places the organism in Eukaryota, Fungi, Ascomycota, Saccharomycetes, Saccharomycetales, Saccharomycetaceae.
AUGCUCAACGGUGCUGUCAAUGAAGUCGUGAAGGGGACUUCCAUUGUCAACUUGCCGGCCCUGAUUCUAGGAGGUGCAACGCUCAACACACAGUAUAAUGACAACCCGAAAUCGAUUCCACUUAUAGAGAUGAUACGAUACGCUUUCCAAAACGGAAUCAGAGCCAUUGAUACUUCUCCUUACUACGGAGAGAGCGAGAUUCUAUACGGGAAAGCCUUGGAGUACCUCAGGGCUGAGUAUCCCAGAGAACACUACUUCAUAUGUUCCAAAGCAGGCAGAAUAAAACUAGACGAGUUCGACUACUCGAGAUCCAGUAUUAGAAAGAGCGUGUUGAGAUCUUGCGAAAGGCUUAAAACAGACUACAUUGACGUGAUGUUUCUGCACGAUGUGGAGUUUAUCGAAACAAAGCAGGUGCUGGAGGCCCUCAAAGAGCUACGGAAGCUCAAAGACGAAGGUGUUAUCCACAACUUUGGGAUCAGUGGCUAUCCUGUCGAUUUUUUGCUCACCGUUGCUUUGAAAAGCUGUGAAAUGGUGGAUAUCGGUCCUCUUGACGUGGUGCUGUCGUAUGCUAACCUGAACUUACAAAACAUGACGUUGAACAAUUACUACUCUCGGUUUAAGCACGAUGCGGGGGUGAAAGUUGUGGAAAACGGAUCCAUCUUGAGUAUGUCUUUGUUGCGGACUCAGGAAACGAAGUCGUUUCACCCGUGUUCUGCCAAGCUUCGCACACUCGCUUGCAAAGCAGCUGAAUACACUGCUUCUCAGGGCGAGGAUUUGGCUCUGCUGGCCACAAGAUUUGCCAUCAGUAAAUGGGUGCACAAAGGCCCCACCGUUCUUGGCGUCAGCAGCGUUCAGGAGUUGCGGGCAGCGCUAGAGAGUUACUGGGACGUCAUGAACAUUAAGGACCAAGAUCUAAGUGUGAGUGACGCAGGACUUGUGGCUCACAUUCAACAGUCAAUUUUCGGCAACUGCAUGAACGAGACGUGGGUGUCUGGAAUUGAACACUGA